CUUUCAAAGGAGGACUGCCGUGAUUCAUUAGAGAUGAUCUGCAACCUGGAGUCGGACGGAGAUGAGAGGGCAGCUUUCAGCUUAUGCUCAGCCUUCCUGACCAGACAGCUUCUCCAAGGAGAUGCAUACUGUGCUUGGGAGCUCACUCUGUUUUGGAGCAAGCUGCUGAAGCGCCUGGAGCCAUCAGAGCAGGCCUUCUUGGACAGAUGCCGACAGAUGUCCUUACUUUCCAAAACCGUGUACCACAUCCUGUUCCUCAUCAAGGUCAUCCAAUCAGAGGUCAGUAAACAAGUAGCUCUCUAUCUGUAUUAUCAGUGUGUGGACCCUCUGAAAAUGAUUUUAGCCAGUUUGCCCUUUAAGGUUAAAGCAAUCUUGUUAGUAUUGAAUACUCACUGCAUGUAAGCUUGAAAGGUGGUUUUAUGUACAUAGACAACAGUGACCACAGUCAGCUUUAAUUGAUGUGAUUUACAAUGGAUUUGUAAAGUGAUCCAGUUUCAGAAGGAAAAAGUGCCAAUCCAUAUAGAAAUUCUCGAACCUCUCCUGCAUCAGAAUUGACUGUUUCACUGUCCGUGUGUUUGAACAUUGUUUCAAGCCAAUCUGCCAAAAUAGUGUGCUCAGCAUUCCAUGGGUUAUGUUUGCUUACAUUGUUCAUAAGCGACAAACUAAAAAGCUGAAGGCACUGAAAACAAAUGGAAGUGUCUUUAGCUGUAUUUUGACAAUGAUGGAAGUAUUUGGAGCAGGCUGCAGCUGCUGCCCUCCACAAAGGAGAACGGUAAAUAUUUUUAAAGCCACCUUUCAGGUGUUCAGGUUGUGAGUUUUUGAUACUGAGAACAUUCUGCAUGGACUCUUUUUAAUGGAUUAAAAAGUAAGAUGUGUGCGUUUUCUGUCUACAGUGCAUUACAUAAUGAUUAUGAUGAAAGUAAUGUGCUGAUUCAUGUUGAUGUGAGAAAUUAACAUCUACUAGCAGCUUUAAAUGAUU
Molecule: messenger RNA, 979 nt
Organism: Micropterus salmoides (largemouth bass)
Lineage: Eukaryota; Metazoa; Chordata; Actinopteri; Centrarchiformes; Centrarchidae
Product: zinc finger protein 292-like
Biological process (GO): regulation of transcription by RNA polymerase II
Cellular component (GO): nucleus
Molecular function (GO): DNA-binding transcription factor activity, RNA polymerase II-specific; DNA binding
Source: RefSeq, a predicted model, not a curated record